AUGGAUACAUUGACUGCAAUUCAGAAUUUGGCAGGGAUGAAUGAUUUUGCGUUGAGGAUUUUUCGAAAUCCAUCGAAAUUGGAUGAUUUUAGUGAGUUUGUGCAAGUGCGCUCUAGCGAACAUAUCGAUUUUUAUUUUAAAAUUGUUUGGUUCCCUUCGAACACAUUGUUUUAUUUUUGAAAUUUCAAUUUAUCUAAUGGCUAUUUAUUUUACCUUUCUUAUCUUUGUUGCUCCGCGGAUUUAUCCAGUAAUCCCCCGCUUUUUUGAGCCGAUUUGUGUUGCUCGUCGCAGGUAAAAUCCAUGAAGAGACGCAGAAAGUCAGAGAGUUUUAAGAAGAUUUACCUACCCUAAACUGGCUCUUCUCUUUCUUUUUCAUAUUUUUCAUAAUUUUUUUCGAUGUAACAAAAAAAUAAUGGAGAGAGGUAUUUGGGGUUUUUGGGGAGAAUUCCAGAAAAAUAUAUCUAGAUUUUUUAGAAUAUUCUUCGGAUGAUUUCGAAGUUCCACCAGGAUUUCCAGUCACUGCGAAAUUGGUGGAAUUUCGAGGACAACAAGUCGCAGCUUUUGAUAUUGGAAAUAAAGAGAUGAUUUGUUUACCACAGGUCAGUUUUGUAAUAGGAACGGGCGCGGCCGAAUUGGAUUUCUAGGCCACCAAAAAAACUUUGGAGAAAAAUAAGUUUAGGGUAUAUAUCUCAAAAAUAGAGUAAGCGUAAAAAAUAGAGGAUUAUCCUUGUUUACUAUAUUUCUGACGUGUUAUUUUCUCAGUAGAAGAAGUUUGAAAUACGGUAGAUUUAUUUUGAAAAAAAUCUUCUCUUUAAAAUUUGUUCCGAUUUUUUCCAAAACAAUUUCCCAAAAAAUCCACGUGGCUUCAAGUUUCAACCACCAAUGUCUUCUUCCUUUUUUGGUGUCAAAAAUAUCUCUCACCCACACAAUUUUAUCAAUUUUUUUGAUGUCCAAAAAAUCUGGAUAAUCCUUCAAAUUUUUGACGCAAAACUGGGAUUUUUUGAGGUUUAUGAAUUGUUUUUGAAAAAUAUGGUUGGCGGUUUGCACACGGUUUAUACAAAACUUCGAAGAUUAGACAUAAAUCCAUUGAUUUGCAAUGUUGAACAAGUUCGAGCACUUCGAAGUUUGGGAGCAAUUCAACCUGGUGUAAAUCGAUGUAAACUUAUUGAAUCCACAGAUUUUGAUAAAUUGUAUGAAGAUUGUACAAGCACUUGGUAAGAUUAAAAUCUAGACACUGAUAUAAAAUAAUCCAAUCUAUUUUUCUAGCACCCGCCCAGGCCGCCCAUCAAAACGUGGCUGUGGUGGAUAUGAUGAUCUAUGGAUGGUGAAUCCACCAACAAUUAAUAUUAAAAAAGAGAAAAUUGAGGAAAUUGCUGAAUCGUCUUCUUGUUCAACAUCUGGAUCCGCUUCAAAUUCUUCAGUUUUCAAUCAACUUUUGCCACAAUUUACGACACAGCAACUUAUUAUGCAACAUUUUGUUGCGCUUUCACAGCAACAACAACAACAAAGAGAGCAGAACAAAGAAGAGGAGGAUGGCAAUUUUGAGGGGUAACAUUUAUUAGAAGUUGAAAAAAAGUAUCAUUUUAAAAAAUUGCAGAAUUCAAAAUUUUAUGGAUAAAAGUUAUGAAGAUAUUGAAUUUUAAUUACAAAAAUCAGCUUUUCGGUUACUGUAGCUCGUGGAAAACGUUUUUUUUUUCAAAAUUUAAAUUCUGGUCCUACAUUUUAGUUGGAAAGAUUUUGAUUUUGUGUGUUUAUUUCAAGAAAGCUACAGUAAUAAAAUGAGCUAAGCUGAAAUUAUGCCACGUCAUAGCUUCAAUGUUUUAUGUAAAUAUUUUUUUUCUAGUUUUAGUUUCCGGAACUGAAAUUCCCCUGAGAACUCGAAAUGUUUCCAAUUAAAAAUUGAAAGUUUCUGUUUUUUGAACUUCCAAUAACAUUUUGUGGAAGUUUUUCUGUUUUCACCGAAUUUUUUCAGACCUGUUGAUGGCGGUGGAACACCUUUGAAUUUGAGCAAAAGCGGUUCUGGAUCCGGAAAUUCAGAAAACAAUGAUUCUGAUUCGAUGGAGAAUAUGAGAAAAGAAGAUGUGGGUUUGAAUUUGGGAUGAUCGGAAUUGAGUUGGAAUCAGAACUUCAACUUCCAAAAUUCGUAUCGCGACUAGCCUCGCCUUAAAAGCCUCUAAAUAAAAACCAAAAACAAAAAUGUUUGUAGAGUUCCCCAAACAAUUCAAUGAGUGAUCGAGAUCGAGCUGGCUCGAAUUCAAAUUCGAUGUCUGUCGAAGGAAGUAGUAGUAAUCGCGGUGACACAAAUCUGAUGAAUAAAAUAUUGUCGCUGAUUGAAAUCACUUCGGAACAAUUCAAACAUGAACGACAAGAAUUGUGGAGGGAACGAAGUUGGUUUCAAAAAUGUGUUUUUCAGAAAAAAAAAUCGUGCAACUGAAUUUUCAGACGAGAUUCAACUUCUACGCGAAAGUUUUCACAAAAUUGUGCAGGAAGAGAGGGAUUUGAGAGUGAAAUUAGAGAAUCAGACGAGAAAAUGCGGUAAAUAAAGGGGGGAUCUAAAAUUAAAAUGUAUUUCAAAAAAUUCAGGUUCUUAUGAGCGACGCUUCAAAUACAUGCAACAACAAUUAUUGUUGGCGAGAGGCGAACUUCGAAGAAAUCGCAAAAAAUCGAGGAAAAAUGAAAAGGCAGAGGGAGAUAAUCAAGAACCUUGUGAAUAG
This is a messenger RNA of Caenorhabditis angaria, 2714 nucleotides long. NCBI's taxonomy places the organism in Eukaryota, Metazoa, Nematoda, Chromadorea, Rhabditida, Rhabditidae. The record is from the annotation of a GenBank genome assembly.